Chrysoperla carnea is the source of this 3895-nucleotide messenger RNA. RefSeq names its product nodal modulator 3. Lineage: Eukaryota; Metazoa; Arthropoda; Insecta; Neuroptera; Chrysopidae. The record is from RefSeq and is a predicted model, not a curated record. The transcript has 11 exons. Bases 39 to 3629 code for a protein of 1196 amino acids. Gene Ontology annotation, cellular component: endoplasmic reticulum membrane. Gene Ontology annotation, molecular function: carbohydrate binding.
CAAUAAUCCAAAAUAAAUUAGUUCAAAUUUGUACAAAGAUGUUUUUAAUUUAUUUAUUAACAAUAAGUAUUUAUUUCAUAACAAAUACACAAUCCAAUGAUAUCUUAGGUUGUGGAGGAUUCAUUAAGAGCGAUGGACAAUUAGAUUUUUCACGUAUACUUAUUAAAUUAUACACCAAAAAGGGUAGUUUAAAAGAUACUACAGAAUGUGCACCAAAUAAUGGAUAUUAUUUUAUACCCUUGUAUGAUAAGGGUAGUUAUAUAUUAAAAGUUGAACCACCGACCGGCUGGAGUUUUGAUAAAACUCAAUUUGAGUUAAACGUUGACGGUGAAACUGAUCCUUGUAGUUUAGGAAAGGAUAUCAAUUUCUAUUUUAAAGGAUUUGGUAUCACGGGAAGGGUAUACAGUGCGAACAGUGAAACGGGACCCGCUGGUGUAAAAAUAUCCUACAACGAAAAUGGGAAACAACGUGAAACCGUCACUACGGAAGGGGGUAACUUUUAUUUUACUCCUGUGGUACCAGGACGUUACACAAUUGUUGCAUCUCAUCCUAAAUGGAAGUUUUUGAAAAAUUCCGUAACAGUAGAUGUAAAAAUUGGAAAUACGGAGUUACCACGUGACAGUUUUAUAGUGGCUGGUUACGAUGUUACCGGACAUAUUGUUGGAAAUGGUGAACCAAUAGAUGGCGUUAAUAUUGUUUUAAUUAAUGAUAAACUGAAUUACGUGGUAGCCGAAUGUAACGUUCAUCCAAUACCAAAUUUCCAAACAAAUUUAGGCAAACCAAUAUGCAGUAUUAAAUCGGAUGCAAGCGGUACAUUUAAAUUUGUUUCAUUACCACCCGGCAAUUAUAAAAUCGUGCCAUUUUAUCAAGAGACAAAUGUUAAAUUUGAGAUACAACCGGCAUUUAUUGAAUUCACUGUAAAUGAUAAUAGUGUUGAAAUCGAUACCAAGUUUACGGUGACUGGUUUAACUGUAAGUGGUCGUGUGAUUCUACCAAAGGAGAAUCAAGGUGCAACCGUUAUUGUUAAUAAUGAACAGAAAACUAUUACUGGUGUUAAUGGACAAUAUACUUUGAAUAAUAUUCGAUCUGGUACCUAUCGAUUAACUGCCCAAGCUCCGGAUAUUAAAUUCCCCGAAAUCAAAGUGGAUAUAAUGCCUCGUAAACAUACGUUACCCGAUUUAAAACCGAACGCAUAUAAAAGUUGCGGUCAAGUAUUGAGCGACAACGAAUAUGAAGUUGUGUACGAAUUAGAAUCGAACAAAGAUCGUUUUACUGUCAAAUCAAAUCCAAAAUCGGGUGGAAAUUAUUGUAUUUAUUUACCUCCGGGAAAAUAUUCAGCUACAGUACUGCCAAGUGUUCAUGAUCCACCAAAUGUUCAAUUUUAUCCAUUGGCUCACACCGUCGAAAUUGUGGACAAAACUCCACAAGAAAUUGUUUUCUCGCAAUUACGUGCUACAGUUACUGGAACAGUUGAAUGUUUCACGAGUGCCGAAUGUGAAUCCUUACAAAUUGACUUGAAAUCCAUGUCAACGGGUAGUCCAUCACAGAUUUACAAAACUGUCAUUUCUAAUGGAAAAUACAAAUAUUCCGAUAUUCCUCCGGGACGAUAUGAAGUAUCUAUUGUAGGAGUUGGACUUUGUUGGGAAAAUCAGAAACAUUAUAUCGUGAUCAAUUCAGAAGAAGCCUCAAUUCCAUCAUUUAAACAAACUGGCUAUCGUACUCUGUUCCGAACUGAUUAUCAAACUCAAAUUCAUUAUGAAUUAUUAAGCGAAAAUAAUUCCGUCAUACAAAAAGGUGUAAUCAACAAUCCUCCAGGAACGAACACUCAUUGUCUCAAGAAAUCCGGACGAUAUCGUUUCACUGGUGUCAGUUGUCACGGCUACGAUCCAAAAUUCGUUGAAUGGAGCACCAGUUCACGAUCGAAUAUCCAAACACCAAUCGUAUUCACGGCAAUCACACAUGCGCAUAAUAUUCUCGUCACCGUAAACGAUAAAAACGCGAAGAUUACGUUGAAUGUGAAGUCCGAGGACGAGGAAUUCUUGUACGCAUUGGAUCAAGCGAAUAUCACUCCAAUCAGUGAUAAUAAAGUGAUCCACGAAUUUAGCUUACAAGUGGCUGAACAUGAAACACUUAUUAUUGAACCAAAAUCUGAUAUCAUGUUGUUUAAACCGCAAGUGUUACGAUUGGUUGGUAGCUUUGAUUGUGUAAAAUUGGCUGGAGAAAUUCUGGCGUUGAAGGGGAAAAUCCUUGCUGGAAAAAUUGUACCACCUCUUUCAGGUGUUCAAAUAAGUGUGGCCCAAUUAAAAGGUCAUACUCAAAUUGCGACAUCCGAAACAAAAGCUGAUGGACAGUAUCGAUUUGGACCGUUGGACAAUGACUUAGAAUAUUUAAUCAAAGCUACCAAGGAAAAUUACUAUUUCGAAGGACCGGAUGCAAAUGGAAACUUCAAAGCCCAUAAAAUGGCUGAUAUAAUUAUUGAAGCUGUUGAUCAAGACAGCAAAGAAACUCUUUCGGGUGUUCUAGUAUCUGUCUCCGGUGGCGAUAAUUAUCGUAAAAAUCUUCAAACCGUAAACGAUGGAACCGUACAGUUUACAUCAUUGAAUCCUGGUGAAUAUUUCAUGCGUCCAAUGAUGAAAGAAUACCGAUUUGAACCCACAUCUAAAAUGAUCACAGUCAAAGAAGGCGAAAGUUUCCGAUUACGGGUUAACGGCAAACGUGUUGCAUUCAGUGCAUAUGGAACAGUUCGUUCUCUCGGUGGUACCGGAGAACCAGGUGUUUUAGUUGAAGCUCGUUCGAUUUCAACCGCUUCGAAAUGUGAAGGACAUAUUGAGGAAGCUACAACGGACAUCACAGGGGCGUUCCGUAUUCGAGGUUUAUUACCUGGAUGCUCGUAUCACUUACAGCUCAAACAUCAAUCAGAGAUGUCGUCGCCGAUAACCUUCGAUAACAUCCAAAACGAUUUACACAAUAUCCAAUUAAUUUGUUUACAACCUCCCGCUUAUGUAGACGUUACUGUUCAUGUCUACACCCCGAAAUUGGACGAUUAUAAGUCGUUACGAGUAAAACUAGGAUACGGAGAUCAAUUAUCACAACCUAUUCAAUCCGUACGAAUUGAUCCACAAAUAUUAUCACAGCGUAAAACUCCAAUACCAAAACCGGGUCUUUUGGUUGUUCUAAACAGUGUCCCCUACGAUAGUAAACAAUACUACGUCCAAUUAGAGUCCAGUUUAUCCCAAGCUUCGCAUUCGUACGACACAAGCACUAUUUAUUUCUACGCGAACACUUCAUUUAAGCACGUUCAACUUGAUUUUUACCCGAAUGUUAAAUCGCCCGAAUAUGAAAUUAGUCCCAUUUCAAUUUUGGGUCUACCUUUGUUAUUUUUGUUGAUCUUUGUGGUAUUUGUUCCAAAUAAAUUAUUCGAAUUCGGUUCAAAAGUCCAACAAUAUGCUUCAGUUUAUAUACAAAAUUUAAAUAAUGGCGGUACUUUGAAUCCAAUCAGUCAAAAACAAUCGAAUAAUUCGAAAAAUAGUGGUGGAAAUGAGAACGAUUAUGCUGACAUCGAACAAAUUGUACAAAAUAUUAAUGCAGUUAAACAUAAACCGAAAAAACGUGUUUUAUUAUCGACGUAAUUUUCUCGAAAAUAGUAUUAUGGGAAUACAAAGCUUUUGAUGCAUUUCGAAACCUUGAAAGUUUUGUAUUUCAUCAUCGAAGUGCAAUUUCGAGAGAAAUCCUGUUUAUUUAUUUCGUUUCAAUUUUAAAUUCGAGUAUAAAUUUUUCGCAGAUUCAGAUAUGUAUUUAUAUGUAAUAGUUUUAUUUGAUUUUCUAUUUGACGGGAAAAUUCCUCUUAGAAUUUUAAAUACUGCAAUAAAUUUCCCGAUAAAAUGAAAAUUUUGUA